Molecule: messenger RNA, 1571 nt
Organism: Brassica napus (rape)
Lineage: Eukaryota; Viridiplantae; Streptophyta; Magnoliopsida; Brassicales; Brassicaceae
Product: protein PHLOEM PROTEIN 2-LIKE A2-like
Exons: 2
Coding region: 865-1461 (198 amino acids)
Source: RefSeq, a predicted model, not a curated record
GAGAAGUAAAGUAAGAGUGUUUGCGGAAGCGAGUAAGAGGUAUAGGAGCUUAGUGCUCUGAUACCAUGAGAGAAAAUGAAGAACAGGAUGAACAAGAGAGAGAGAGUAAUGUUUGAAUUUGAGAGAGAGAGAGAACGAGGAAAAUAUUUUCCUUGAUUUAAUUGUGGAUCUGAGUACAAGCAUUUAAAGGCAAAUUGCCUCAUACACAAUAUAAUACAAUAUUCAUUGUUUUAAAAAAAUAUCUUCAAGAGUCUUCUUUUCUCUUCUUCUUCUUUUCAAUAGGAUACCUUAUAAAGCCUUAUAAAACUUUAUAAGUCUCUAACUAACUUCUCAAGUCUGGCAGUUCGUUUCUCAAGUCUGGCAGCUUGUUUCUGCUUCAUGUCAACAUACAAAAGAAAAAAAAUCAAGAAAGAGCGAGAUUAAGCAAUGGGAACAAUAUCGUCAAUCUUCUCAAAGCCAAAACCACCACAUAACUACGAAGCGAUUCUAAAAUAUUAAGACUCUGCUCUUCCUCCUGAUGCUACGUCGUCUCUUGACAAGUUAUACCCUCAGCUAUUCGAUGGCGUUUUCUUGAAGGACAAGAAACAGGUCUUUAACUUGUUUUUGUUGAACUUCCUAUUAUUUUUCGGGUGAAUUGGUGAAAUACCAAAAGAAAAACUAAAAUUAAUUUGUUAGAGAGAGAUAGGAAGAGAAAGAAAGAGAAAAAAUGGGGAUUUGAUUAUUUUGUGAAUUAUUGUUUUUUUUUGUUGGUUACAGGGUGCAAUUUCCCUUAUUUUUCUUGGUUUGAUUCAAUAAAGAGAAACACCAACUAAAAGACUAUAAAAUUCUAUAUAUAUGUUAGUGCAGAGUAAUUAAAUUUUAUUGAUGAUGGAAUUUGAUAUUCAGAAGUACUGGAUAGAGGGUAAAGCUAAGAAGAACUGCUUCAUGUUGUACGCGAGAGAUAUAGCGAUUUCAUUGGCUGAGUUUCAAACAAAUAAUAACUGGAGUUGGUUUACUGAUAUAGACCAAACAUCCAGUGAUGCAAGAAUUGAGGUUGCAAAGCUGGAAUGGGUAGCUUGGUUAGAAGUGUUUGGAAACUUCGAGAUGGAGAAUCUAACUCCCAACAGUUUGUACGAGGUUGUGUUUGUGGUUAAGCUGGUUGAUCCUGCGCAGGGAUGGGAAGUUCCGGUUAACUUCAAACCGGUUUUACCGACAGGAGAAACCAAAGAGCGGCAAGAGAAUAUGACUAUGUUAGGAAGAAACCGGUGGGUGGAGAUUCUGGCCGGUGAGUUCAGGACAUCGCCGGAAUAUAUUUUCGGGAAGAUUGAGUUUUCGAUGUAUGAGGUUAAAGGUGGGUUGUGGAAGUCCGGUCUGGUUGUGAAAGGUGUUGCUAACCCAAGAAUCAAAAUAUUAAAUUUUGUAAGCUUAAACAAUAAAAUUGAAUACGAAAGUUACUAUGAUCUAUGUACAUCAUAUAAAUGACUAGGGCUGGUCCGCCCUACGGGCGGGAUGAUAAUUUCAAAAUAAUGUAAAUAGUUACAGUAAAUAUUUAUUAUAAAUCGUUAUAUUUAAAAAUAUACAUAUUAGUUAAA